AAGUCGGCAACCAAGGAGACACUAAAAGCCUUAAUUCCGAAAGGCCGCAUCUAUUAAAAAGCCAGCAUUCCCUUCUUUCUACAUGCGGUCGCAGAUCAAGCCAUGGGAUCGUUUGUAUGUCCGACAAUAUGCAGAACCGACGAACACGCGAAUAUAAGGGAUCUAAAUUCACUGAGGGGCGAUUGAAGUUAAGCACCUCGUGUGGGGAGUGCCACAAGAGAAAACAGAAGGUAAAUUGCGGUCCUGACUCGAUUGAGAUGUUCCACAGCUUAGCUGUGAGAGAAUCUGGGACUUCCCCGGCGCCAGGGGGACUAACCGUGUCGACAGUGUGAUCAGAAGCAGCCAUGUAGGCAUUGUGCUCGACGCUAUCCCCAACCAGACUGUAUUUAUCGAAACAUCAGAGAUACGUCCACUACCUUAAAGGGAGCAUCAGACGAACCCAGUGAGCCACAUGCUGAAAGUAGAGUCGCAAGUAUUUCUGGUCAGCAGAAAGACCGUUUCGAGACCGAGACUACUUCCGACUCUACUAUCAGCUUUUCAGAUGAUCUGGUUCCAGCUUGGCUACAGGUCGAAAACGAUGCCACAAAACGGGAUCUUUCCGUCUCCGUGGAAACGCUGGACCAAUUCGGUCCAAACACAUAUCAGGAUCUCUUGAGUUCCAUGGUCUCACAGAUAUCAUCCAGUGUCUUGGCUGAUCCUGCGAAUUCCAAUGCGGCGGUUCUUGGCUCCUCCAAUAAGACAAGGACUGAACUCCCCGCCAUCUCCUACGAUAGACUUUCUUUAUAUCCAAGAUCGCCAUCGGGCACCCCAGACCAGCGCUCGCCUCACUUUGAUCUCGUGCCUUCUCCACAUGAUAUGAACAUCAGCUCUGUUGACCCACUGCAUUUCUUGGGUAUCACCCCUACAGUCCAAAGUUCUGAACUGUUACAGGCUUUUCUCAAGCUAAUAACGAAAUAUGUCGUAUCCAUCGACGGCCAUGCCGCCCCAAAUUACUAUAAUGAUCAUUGGGUUCCAUGGUCCGUCAAGUCACCUCUGCUAGCUUACUUCGGCAUAUUCACGGCAGCAUGCUAUCAAGCUGAAGCCCUGAAAAUCUCGCCAAAUCAGUCGGCAGUCGUACUUAGGUACAAGUGCAAAGUCAUAAGCCUGCUCAACGAGAUGCUCUCACACAAGGCAACGUCUACGUCGACGGAGGCAAUCGCUGCUGUGCUUUAUCUUUCAGUGAACGAAUGGUAUUGGAGUGACUGGGAGAACAUACAAGCACAUAUGAAGGGGCUGAAAGAAAUGGUCAGACUUCGAGGCGGACUGGAUAAUUUAGGAAUGAGUGAUUUCCCUAGGAGGAUGAUCUUGCUGAUGGACUAUCACAUCGCCUGCUCCUACAGUAGCGAUCUAACUUUUCCUCACGAUAUUAAAACUCCAAAGAUUUAUCCUCCACAGAUGAGCAUACCUUUCAUUCCACCUUCCGCCACAUCCACCUCCAACGAAUCCGACAUUCAAAUUAGCAAGCAGACAGCCAUGAUAUUAAACGACAUGCGAUUCCUCAUGCUUGCGAUACUGAACCAAGUUGACCGGAAUGUUUCGGCGAAAGAGAUGCAGAAAUUAGAAACAACAUCCAUCUGGAUCCAGAAUCGAAUUUCCUCCCUUCCAGACGGAUCUGAUCCAAACGAUGACAUCUCACGUGAUCAAAUCUACAAAAGCCUCCGCCUGGCCUCCCUGAUCUACUGCAAAGCAAUAGUAUCUCGUAGGAGCCUCGCAAAAUCCUGUACAUUAUCCGAUCUCAACCAACUCUGGGCCAAUAUGUGGCAAGUCAAGCUCUCGCGCUGGAAACAAAUCCCUGGAAUCUUCCUGUUCAUCAUCUUAGCUGCGACUCCUGCAGCGCAGGAUACUGCACACGGGAGGUUUUUGAAGAGUAUGCUGAAGACUACGAGUUCUUAUAUUUCAAUGGAUUAUUGGGAGGUUGCGGAUGCUUCGUUGAUGGCGUUUGUGAAGUUGCAGAGGUGGUUGACGAAUGGUGGUGUUGAUGCUGUGAAAGUGGGGCAGCAAACUUCAUUGGAGUUUUUGCAUAUCUAUGGAGAGUAGGAUAAUUAUAAGAUUGGAAACUUGUAUGUUUAGCGGAGAAAUUAUGUGUAUUAAUCAAUACAAACGAUGCGACAG
Molecule: messenger RNA, 2151 nt
Organism: Cadophora gregata
Lineage: Eukaryota; Fungi; Ascomycota; Leotiomycetes; Helotiales; Ploettnerulaceae
Exons: 5
Coding region: 661-2076 (471 amino acids)
Biological process (GO): regulation of DNA-templated transcription
Molecular function (GO): DNA-binding transcription factor activity, RNA polymerase II-specific; zinc ion binding
Source: RefSeq, a predicted model, not a curated record